Lactuca virosa is the source of this 315-nucleotide messenger RNA. The record is from the annotation of a GenBank genome assembly. NCBI's taxonomy places the organism in Eukaryota, Viridiplantae, Streptophyta, Magnoliopsida, Asterales, Asteraceae.
AUGGAUUCAGAGACGACAAUGAAAGUCAUAGCGAAUUCUGUGUUCGGCGGGGAUAAAAAAAUUUUGUUGGAAUCCAUGGGAGAAUUGUUUAUGGUCGACAAGUUUUGGAGUGUUGGACCUGAUAACGAUUUCGAUUAUGAUGAUGAGAACUACGGGUUUUAUGAAGAUUUCGAUUGUUUCAUGAGCGAAAGAACUGUGAAACUUGAGGUAUACAAGUUGGAUCACGAAGAACAGAAGUGGAUUGAGGUGAAAAGUUUGGGUGAUCGAAUGCUGUUUUUAGACAAGUUGGGGCUAGCCCACGAGGUUCUAAACUAA